This is a messenger RNA of Cheilinus undulatus (humphead wrasse), 3852 nucleotides long. It is a transcript of the gene tesk2, whose product is annotated as testis associated actin remodelling kinase 2. NCBI's taxonomy places the organism in Eukaryota, Metazoa, Chordata, Actinopteri, Labriformes, Labridae. The transcript is spliced from 13 exons. Gene Ontology annotation, molecular function: ATP binding; protein serine/threonine kinase activity. The record is from RefSeq and is a predicted model, not a curated record. Gene Ontology annotation, biological process: protein phosphorylation; actin cytoskeleton organization. Bases 696 to 2561 code for a protein of 621 amino acids. Gene Ontology annotation, cellular component: nucleus; cytoplasm.
AGAGGCGACGGAGCUGUCAAACACCAACAAUCGUCUGAAAUAUUAUCCCGGGCAGUACUGAAAACACCGUGCUUUGCUCUUUUUGUAGAAGAGCCACGAAAGACGCAGACUUCGAGGUAACUUUGAGAAACCAGCCGUUGGACUUUUGAAUGGUUUGGACGAGAAACUUCCUGUUUUAUGUGUUUUGGUGGAUCUUGGCUCGAGUUUUGUUGACAAACUAGCCAGUCAGCUAGUCCCUCCGCUAGCUACGUUUCUCCAACUUUGCUGCCUCUGGGGACGUUUGCUAUUUCGUUUUUGAUAAAUGCCAAAGGGAAAAAGCAUGGAACCCAGCUUGAAGUGUUGGUCCAAAGGUCUCCUCGAAACAAAAACCGGACUCCGAGGUGUUCACACACAACGUUCAAAAAUGUGAAACCCCCGUAUCUUGGCUGACUCUCCCCGUUAGAAGCAGAAAGAACUGGAUGAGUUGGAAACACCUUGGAUCCGGCCAGGGUGCAUCACCUGGGUCAUCCUCAGUGCAUUUCUAAACCGCAGUAUAUGUGUGUGACACAUUUUCUCCCAGGACACAAACUGAAUCAACCCUGUGCUGCCGCGGAGCUCUCGGCAUCAUUAAAACCAUCCAGUCCUCUUGUCAUGUGGGUACAGUACAGGAAAAGGCCCAUAUUACCCUCACUGGUGUCCCGAUACUCCACAUCACCAUGGACCGGAAUAAACGCAACUCCAUCGCUGGGUUUCCUACACGAACUGAGCGAAUCAAUGAGGAUAGAGAUGGUGUCGGAGGGGUAGGGGUCAGUGAGACGGGCAUGGGUCCACCUCCACAGGUGGGCAAGGUGUGGCCGUCAUCCUACAGAGCCCUUAUCAGUGCCUUUUCUUGCCUCACACGCCUUGAUGAUUUCACCUGCGAGUGGAUCGGCUCUGGAUUCUUCUCUGAUGUCUUCAAGGUUCGUCAUCGAGCUUCAGACCAAGUCAUGGCUCUGAAGAUGAACAAGCUGAGCAGCAACAGAGCCAACAUGUUGAGAGAAGUUCAACUAAUGAACCGGCUUUGUCAUCCAAACAUACUCAGGUUCAAAGGAGUGUGUGUCCAUGAGGGCCAGCUACACGCUCUGACAGAGUACAUCAAUGGCGGAAACCUGGAGCAGCUUCUCGACAGUAACAAACACCUGAGUUGGCCCACGAGGGUGAAGCUGGCUUGUGAUAUUGCCAGCGGUCUGGCCUACUUGCACUCCAAAGGCAUAUUCCACCGGGACCUCACCUCCAAGAACUGUCUGAUUAAAUGUGACGACAACGGCUACACUGCAGUGGUGGGAGACUUUGGCCUGGCAGAAAAGAUACCAACAAAUCUAGCGGAGCGAGAGAAGCUCUCUGUGGUUGGCUCUCCGUUCUGGAUGGCUCCAGAGGUGCUGAGAGACGAAUCCUACAACGAGAAGGCUGAUGUGUUCUCCUAUGGUAUAAUCCUGUGUGAGAUCAUAGCAAGGAUUCAGGCUGACCCCGACUUCCUCCCACGCACAGAGAACUUCGGCCUGGACUAUCACACGUUCCAGCACAUGGUCGGAGACUGCCCACCUGACUUCCUCCAGCUGGCUUUUAACUGCUGCAAUAUGGACCCUAAACUCCGUCCAUCCUGCGUGGACAUCGUCAGGCAUCUUGAGGAGAUUCUCGCUCGUCUUAAAGUUGAAGAACUGGUGAACGAAUGCGUCCCUCUCAGCGUGGACAACGACAAGAAGAGCAUAGCUAAAGGUGAGAAGAUCCAGGGCUUCAAGCGGCUGAACCCUCUCGGUUUCCAGGAUGAUAAAAUCCCCCCAAAAUCCCCUCGCCCCAGAAGAAACAUCUGGCUCAGCCGCAGCCAAUCAGACAUCUUCUCCUGCAAACCAGGAAGAAAAGUUAAUGUCCAGGACCCUUAUUAUAACCCUCAACGAGCCUCCAAAGUUCGAAAAAUCAACCCGUUCACUGCCAGAGAGGACCUGUGUGGGGGAAAGAUCAAGUUCUUCGAUGUUCCCAGCAAGUCUGUGUUCUCGUUAGUGUUCGACCUCCACUCUCCUCCGGGGAGCGUGUUCAGUAACCAGCCGUCUUCUCACGGACCAGGCGGACCCCAGCAGGAGGCGUCGUAUUACUGGCAGCAGCUGCCAGGGAGACAGUGUCACUCAUUACCGGUGUCGCCUCAGCUGCCUCGCUCUGAGGCGUUUAACCUGGCUGCUGCUCUGAGCUCCAUUAACAACGGCUCUAUUACCUGCAACUCAGGCCAGCUCUCCACCACGCUGCCAGCAGUGAACUCUCGGUCAGACGCAGGCCAGAUGGGAAACGACAUCAAAACGAAGGCUCCUCUGAGCGGCUGGGCCAAGAAAUACGUCGUGGUAGAGAUCCCGCCUUACUGCAGGCAGAGAGGAGGGGAGCAGGACGGGGAAAUGGAGGGGAGUAAUGAGGGAAACGGGGAAGAUGUGUUCGGGGAGAGCUGGUCUCCGAUGGUCCCCAGCAGUGAGAGAGACAGUGGUGAGGCGAUGGACUGCUCCAGCAGCUUGGAGGAAGAGGAGGAACGAGAGAGAGGGACAGAGACCUGCUCCAUGUAAAUCCACUCACAUGGGGUGGAGGUAGUGGAUUUAGACUCACAGGGGGGGUGUUUAACCCUUUAAAAGAGGAAAAAGAGAUAGCAGGGACUACUUCAGACUGGACACAUUUCAAAGAUUUUGGAGAAUCAAAUGUAAAAAGAGGAAAGAGCACUUGAUUUUGACCUUUCAGGUGAAUGUAUCACGUUAAAAUCAAACACACCUGAUGUAGAGAUGUUAUCACACAGGUGUGACGGGACAAGCCCACCCAACAGAGCUUCUAUCCACAAGAUGGACACUCUGCAUAGAGAUUAUUUUUUUGAAAAGGUUGUUUAUAUUUAAUAUUGAUGUAGAUUAUUUUCUUGACAAAGUUUCUUAUAUUAGACAUCUUGUCGGUGUUGAGGGGUGUUGAAGUUCUUUUGUGUCGUGUACGUGGGUGUUUUAAAUCAGCCCUUGUGUUUUGAUACCUUCUCCUCGUCUUCUUUGUUAGAAAAGUGUUUGUACUAAAUCAAAAGCAGCCAAUAUUUUGUGAUUAAUGAGACAGUGCCGAGACAUCCAUGUGAGGAAAUUAAACAUUGUUGAUAAUAACUCAGUGCCUCAAAAGCAAUUACAAACAGAUCCUUACACAAAUAGUGCCAGCAGUUCUACAUUUCUCCUACAGCUGAUUUAAAGGGAACUCUGCCUAGCAACAGCAAUAGUGUAGGAUUUUUGAAAUUCUGUUACAUGUAAUUGUUAAGUUCUGAAAGCUGUUUUUGAUUUGUCUAAAAGGUCAGGGGAUUUUUGCAUUUUGAAGUUGAUUUUCAGAAGUCUAAUUUUUGUCUUUUUGGACAUUUCAUGUUUUCAACGCAAUCACAACUCUUUGGACACACAUGCUUGUUUCAAAUGAUUAUUUGUCCAAAUAAUCUUAAAGUGUGUAGUGAUAGAACAAUUAUUUUAUGGCUCCCUGACUCGAAUCAUUAAAAAACAAACAAAAAAAGUGUAAACGCAGCUAUACCCUCAUCUCGGCCUGGAUUUAAACCCAUAUUCUUUUCCUCACUCUUUGAUUUUUGCUGCAACUGUAAUGCAGCCAGGCCAGCCAGGUGAGGAUUUCAAAGGUCCACCAUGUUUGUUUUUCUUCUGAAGUCACAUUUGAUCACUGUUGAGAUUGUUACUGCAGAUGGCUGCUGUGUGGUCUCAGUCUGCAUAGUUUAGAGAAUUAUUAACCUUGCAAAGCAGAUGGAUAUGCCCUGUUUCCUUAUUUUUCACUGGCGAAUCCAUCUUGCAAAGCUUGUGUCUGAACCGGUUGGGCCCAGUUAGAAAGUGACAGAAAAAUCAG